Molecule: messenger RNA, 2066 nt
Organism: Plectropomus leopardus (leopard coralgrouper)
Lineage: Eukaryota; Metazoa; Chordata; Actinopteri; Perciformes; Serranidae
Gene: prune2
Product: prune homolog 2 with BCH domain
Biological process (GO): apoptotic process
Cellular component (GO): cytoplasm
Source: RefSeq, a predicted model, not a curated record
UGUUUGUAAGCUGAGCAUCUCCAUCGAGAGGCUGGGAGAAAAGGAAAUAGGCAGGGAACUUGGAAGUAGAUCCAUGCUCUGAGACACUAAAAGACAGAGAUUCCCGAGCCCCAGCAGUGGUCCUCCUGGGGAUGGACCUGGCAUCAGAGAAUAAAAUGAACUCUGAGGGGGGCGAAGGCAGACCAGUCCCUCCUACCUCUCUACCCCUGCAAGGAGGUCCCACACAAAGGAAAAAACUAUCUGCCCCUCGCAUCAGCCUGUCACUGGACCAGAGCGAGGAUGACUUGGGGGAGACACCAGACGAUCUCGACAUUAAUGUGGACGACCUCGACACCCCUGAUGAGGGGGAUUACCUCGACUACACGGACCAUGAAAUGGACUGGGAAGACCCCAAUGCAGCCAAUAGAAGUGGGACAAGUGAGCCUUACAAUCCAAUCCCGACAUACAGCGCUGAGGAGGAGCGUCAGGACGGCAAACUGUGGAGGACCGUACUCAUUGGGGAUCAGGAGCACCGCAUCAACAUGAAGAUCAUCGAGCCCUACAUGAGGGUCAUCUCCCACGGAGGCUACUAUGGCAACGGAGUGAAUGCCAUCAUCGUGUUUGCUGCCUGUUUCCUGCCAGACAGCGACAGAGAGGACUACCAUGAAAUAAUGGAGAAUCUCUUCCUCUAUGUGAUCAGCACACUGGAGCUGAUGGUGGCAGAAGACUAUAUGAUCGUGUACCUGAAUGGAGCCACACCCCACAGGAGAAUGCCUGGUCUUGGUUGGCUGAAGAAAUGCUAUCAGAUGAUUGACAGAAGGCUCAGGAAGAAUUUGAAAUCUUUCAUUAUUCUCCAUCCAUCAUGGUUUAUCAGGACCAUUCUCGCCAUCACCAAGCCAUUCAUCAGCGCCAAGUUCAGCAGUAAGAUUAAGUAUGUGAACAGUUUGGAUGAACUGCAGGAAUUCAUCCCCAUGGACUGCAUCCAGAUCCCCGAGUGCAUCAUUAGACUUGACAAGGAACUGAAGGAAGCAGCGGAGAACUCAAAAAUGAAUAGUUUUCUGCUGGGACCGGAGCCAACGGCAGCAGGCAGAACAGACAGACCAGACGCAGCUGGUGCCAGCAGCUCUUAAACCCAAACAUCAUAAAUGGAUGGGUCAUCUCAAUGUUCUCACUGUCGUAUUGUACGGUAGGAGCUGGAAAACAAGGACAAAGGCUCAUUAGUGUGAGUGCGUGUGUGUCAGUGUAUGUCAAUUAGACACUGGAGUUUAAUAAGACAACUUGCAAUAGUACCUGUUAGAUGUCAUUCUUUCUGGCUGCUGUAGCAUCAACUGUACCUUUACACCUGCAAUCCAGAGAGCUCUAUAGUCAAGUGUGAUGCUUGGCGACACCUACAGAGUAGCAUCGUCGUUCACGGUAGGAUAGAGAAUGCAAUUACACUCCAGACAGUGCACUGCUCAAAAUCCAUUUGUAGAGUCUAUAGUGUUGUAGUUGAGUUGUGCAUGAGAAGCAGUCAAGCAAUAAUAUCACCCUUUACUGGUCACACACACUCUCAGUAUUUCAGAUAAACAGGAUACUUGUGUAUCAGUAAUCUACAAUAAAAGCACAUGGUGUGGCCAAAAAAAAAAAAAACCCUUGUGCCAUAGAUGAUGACCAACUACUGCAUUUGAGCAAUCCACUCCUCUGUCUUAAUACUCGUUUUAAAAUCUAUCUACAAAUAGAAACUUUAUAGAAUCUAUCUGAAACCAAGGAUGAAUAUGAUAAAUAGGAAACCAAGUUUAAGUGCAAUGUGAGAGCAUGUCUGCAAAUAUGUGUGUGUGUAUGUGAGUGUGUGUUUUCAAUCUGUUUCUGUCAGUUACAUAAACUGGGCAUCGUCUCUUCAGCUUCUCCCUGAUCAUCAGGGAGAAACCACAGAGUGCAUAAAAGAUGGGAUUUCUGUAAAGCACAAUAUCGUCUGUGUGUGUGUCCACACGCAUGUGUGUGUUUGUGCAUCAGUGCAUGUCCCCUCAUAGAUAACUGAUGGUCCUCUUUGAUGGUUUAUUGAGGAUGAGCAAAGAAAUUAUGGUUCACUGUCUAGUAAUUCAAUAAAA